Messenger RNA from Entrophospora sp. SA101, 147 nucleotides. Lineage: Eukaryota; Fungi; Glomeromycota; Glomeromycetes; Entrophosporales; Entrophosporaceae. The record is from the annotation of a GenBank genome assembly.
AUGGAUGCCAUGUUGGAACUUAAUAUUUCUGUAUUAACAACCAUAGCUGAGGAAUUAACUGAAGAAAAUCAGAAAUUAAUUAAAGAAAAUCAGAAAUUAACUAAAAAAAAUCAGAAAUUAACUACAUAUGGCGUAGAACUAUAUUGA